Molecule: messenger RNA, 1755 nt
Organism: Prosopis cineraria
Lineage: Eukaryota; Viridiplantae; Streptophyta; Magnoliopsida; Fabales; Fabaceae
Product: BTB/POZ domain-containing protein At5g17580-like
Exons: 5
Coding region: 1-1755 (584 amino acids)
Molecular function (GO): protein binding
Source: RefSeq, a predicted model, not a curated record
AUGUAUGCUCUCACCCUGGUGAGUCCAAAAUCUUCAGUUUCCCUCGUCUUCUCUGUUGCUAGUUCUUCUCUUCAUUCUCUUAAUAGCUUUGCUUCGCUCAGGUUCUCCAACCCAGCAUCCUUGUCAAAUAUUGAGGUCCAAGAAGUUUUAGCUGCAAAAUCAGCCAAAGUGGCUGCAUUGCUUGAAAAGAAAAAUUCGAAGGAUGAAAUCUCUACAUUCCUCAGAAACAUUCCAGCAAAACCAGAAACAUUUGAGCUUGUUGUGAAAUUCUGCUACGGCUUCGAACUUCAGAUUACCUCUGACAAUGUCGUCCCACUUGCCUGCCUGGCAUGUUACUUAGAAAUGAGUGAAAGUCGCAGCAAGAACAAUCUCCUAGGAAGAGUCAUAGCCUUCUUUCAACACACAGUUCUUCCUAACUGGAAGGAAACCAUCAAAGCUCUACGUUGCAUCACUGAACAUCUUCAUCAAUCAAAGGAAAUUGGCUUGUUUGAUGCUUGUCUCGAGUCCAUUGUCGAAAAGGUUCACCAAGAUCCUCGUCUUCUUGGCGAACCAACGAAGAGAAACGAUGGCGGUAAUGAUGGUGGGUGUGAUGAUAAUAACAAUAACACUUGGCCUAAUGCAAGGAGAAAGCUAUUUGUUCUUGAUUGUGAGCAAGAGGAUUUAACUACACUUCCUGUGCAAAUUUAUGAGCCAAUUGUCCAUGUCAUGAAUCUUCGAGGAAUUGCGCCGGAAUAUGUCUCUGCAUCAGUGUGUAAAUACACAGAAAAAUGGGUUUUUUCUUGCUUCAUUGCUUCAGGAGGGGAUCAGAAAAUGUCAGCAUACAAGAGGAACUCCAUAAGAGAAAUCAUUGAGGCAAUAGAGAGGCUUUUACCAAAUGAGAAAGGGCUGAUUCCUUGCUCACUCUUGUUUGAUUUGCUGCGAUUUUCGAUCCUUCUCGGGGCAAGCUUGGACUGUGUCUCUGGAUUUGAGACAAGAAUAGGAAAACAGUUAGAGCAAGCAUCACUGAAUGACCUGUUCAUACCUUGUCAGUGCAUAAAUGUUGAGUGUUUGAAAAGAAUCUUGAAAAGUUUCUACAGGAACUUCAAUGGAUCAGACCCUUCAGGUUUUCUCAAAGUUGCAGAACUUGUUGAAGAGUAUUUGGGAGAAGUAGCAAGUAGUGAUGUAGAUUUGGGAAUAGAUGAAUUCAUUUCACUUGCAGAAUUGUCUGUUGCAGCAUCUUUAGGAUCACAAAGAGGUUCUGAUGGAAUUUACAGGGCUAUUGACUUAUACUUGGAGAAGCACAACAAUUUGACAGAAGCAGAGAAAGAACAAGUAUGUCAAGUUAUGGAUUGCCAAAAGAUGUCACAAGAAGCUCUGCAACAUGCUGCACAAAACUCGAGGCUUCCAUUGAGAACUGUGGUGCAGAUAUUAUUUGUAGGGCAAUUACAUCUACGAGACAAAAUAGCUUCAGAGGCGCAGGAAAAGACAGAGCAGAAGGUGAUAGAAGAUCAUCAGGAAGAUGAGGAAAUGCAGUUGAUUAACAUGAAGGUGAGUGAAUUGGAGAGAGAGAGCCUUUUAAUGAAGAAAGAGAUUGAGAAAUGCCAUAGAAAGAACAAUGUUACGAAGAAGGAGAGUGUAAGUGUGUGGACGAAGAUGAAGAGAAAGUUUGGAUGCAUUAGCAACAAUAGCACGCAUGAAGGAUAUUAUCGAAUGAAUAAAAAGAAGCUUCCACCGCAAAAUGAUGUACGACAUGAAGAGAGAUGUCGUUUUGUUUAA